CAUCCCAAACUGUGAUAUUGAUGACAGAAUUAUUCAUUUGAAUCGAUUUGUUGAGCUGUAGCAACCUGCUAGUCUGACAUCAUUACCCACAAUUCCAUUGGAAUAUUUUAGGAUAUUUCACAAGCGAAGCCGUAUUCGCCCUUAUAACCCCGGAAAAUGGCAAAUUUCUUUCAUUUUUAGGACGAUCAUCAGUUUGUAUGUCUAGUGUUCCAAAACCUCAGAAAUCUCCCCCGACCAAGAAGCGACGCAUUGACGAGACCGGUGUCAACAGUACACAAAACUCGAAUACAGUUCAGGCCUCAACCACCAACAAUAUGGCUAGUAACGGCACGAACAGCCAGGGUGACAUAGAUGAAGGCCUCUAUUCAAGACAACUGUAUGUGCUUGGCCAUGAUGCCAUGCGUCGUAUGGGCGCUGCGAAUAUCCUGGUCUCUGGCAUGAAAGGUCUUGGCGUUGAGAUCGCCAAGAAUAUCAUACUCGGUGGUGUCAAAUCUGUGGCACUUCAUGACGAAGGCAACACAGAACUGGCUGAUCUGUCAUCACAGUUUUACUUGACUGAAGCAGAUAUUGGCAAGAACAGAGCUGAGGUGACAGCAAAACGUGUGGGAGAGCUGAAUUCCUACGUGCCCGUCUCUGUUCAUCGAGGUGAACUUACAGAGGAGCUCUUGGCCAAGUUUCAGGUUGUUGUCGUCACCAACAGUACUUUAGAUGAGCAGCUCAGGAUAAAUGAUUUCUGUCACAAAAAAGGUAUCAAACUUAUUGUGGCAGACACAAGAGGGCUGUGUGGACAAAUCUUCUGUGAUUUUGGUGAUGACUUUGUUGUGGUUGACUCAAAUGGUGAGGAGCCAAUCAGUAACAUGGUCGCUGGAGUAGUCAAGGGCAAAGAAGGCACUGUCACGUGUCUCGACGAAACACGCCACGGAUAUGAAUCUGGGGACUACGUCACAUUUUCUGAAGUACAGGGUAUGAAUGAACUGAAUGGCUGUGAGCCGAGGAAAAUCGAUGUUACAGGUCCAUACACAUUUAAUAUAGGCGAUACUUCUGACUGCUCGGACUAUGUAAGAGGAGGUAUAGUCACUCAAGUCAAAAUGCCCAAGGUCAUGAAGUUUAAAUCAAUGGCCGAUUCUCUCCUGGCCCCUGAGUUACUGAUGUCAGACUUUGCCAAAUUUGAUCGCCCUGGUCUUCUUCACAUUGCAUUCCAAUCUCUGCAUGCAUUCAUCAAGAGAAACAGCAGAUUGCCUAAGCCCAGAUCACAGGAUGAUGCAACAGCCUUCAUCGAUCUUGUCAAGGAAAUCAAUGAAACCUCUGACUUCAAAGCCGACAAUCUAGAUGAGGAUCUUCUGAGCAAGUUUGCAUUCACAGCUGCUGGUGAUCUGUGUCCAAUGCAGGCUUUCAUUGGAGGAGUGGCUGCUCAGGAAGUCAUGAAGGCCUGCACAGGAAAGUUCAGUCCUAUUAACCAGUGGUUGUACUUUGAUGCCUUUGAGUGCCUACCGGAUGCUGAGGGUGGAGCUUUGACAGAGGAAGAUUGCAAGCCACUUAACAGCCGAUAUGAUUCUCAAAUUGCUGUGUUUGGUAACGACUUCCAGAAGAAAAUAUUAGGCCUCAAAUACUUUGUGGUUGGUGCUGGUGCAAUAGGCUGUGAGAUCAUGAAGAGUUUUGCCAUGAUGGGUGUAGGAUGCAGCCCAGAAGGGAAGGUCUACGUCACAGAUAUGGACAUCAUAGAAAAAUCAAAUCUCAAUAGACAAUUCUUAUUCAGACCAGCAGACGUACAGAAAUUCAAGUCCACGACCGCUGCAAGUGCUGCUAAAGUAAUGAACCCAGAUUUCAACAUCAUCGCACAUAAAAAUAUGGUGGGGCACGAGACUGAGAAGAUUUAUAACGAUGUGUUCUUUGAGAGUUUGGACGGUGUAGCGAAUGCUCUGGACAAUGUCGAUGCAAGAAUGUACAUGGAUCGGCGAUGUGUUUAUUAUAGGAAAUCACUAUUAGAAUCGGGCACAUUGGGAACCAAGGCGAAUGUACAGGUGGUGAUUCCCCAUCUUACAGAGUCCUACUCUUCCUCACAAGAUCCCCCAGAGAAGUCCAUUCCUAUAUGUACCCUGAAGAACUUCCCCAAUGCCAUAGAACACACACUGCAAUGGGCGAGAGACAUGUUUGAGGGAUUGUUCAGCCAGCAGGCAGAGAAUGCGCAUCAGUAUCUUAAUGACCCCAAGUUUAUGGACAGGACCAUGAAGAUGCAGGAAGAGCAAGCUUACGAUGUCAUCAAAAGUGUCAAAAAGUGUCUCUGCGAUGAUCGACCGAAAUCAUUCCAAGAUUGUGUGACGUGGGCGCGUCUCCUCUGGGAAGAGAACUUUGUCAAUACAAUCAAACAGCUUCUAUUCAACUUUCCUGCAGACUCUAAAACUAGCUCAGGCACACCUUUCUGGUCCGGUCCAAAACGUUGUCCACAAGUGAUACCUUUUGAUACUGGUAAUGAUAUGCAUUUUGAUUUUGUGAUGUCUGCUGCUAAUCUAAAAGCUGAGAUGUACGGCAUAAAUGGAACACGUGAUCGUCAGGGUUUAUUCGAGAUGAUACAGGAGGUGCCUGUGGCGGAGUUUGUGCCUCGAUCUGGUGUCAAGAUCGCUGUCACUGAUGCCGAGGCAAACAAUAUGACCACUGGUGAUCGGCAAGAUGACAUUGAGGAACUGAAGGCUUCCAUUCCUGCUGCAUCAGAAUUCAAGGACCUAACGUUGAAAAUCAUCGAAUUUGAGAAGGAUGACGACACCAACUUUCACAUGGACUUCAUAGUGGGAGCGUCAAAUUGUAGAGCAUCAAACUAUCAAAUAGCGCUCGCAGAUCGACACAAGAGUAAACUGAUCGCUGGCAAGAUUAUUCCUGCCAUUGCUACGACCACUGCUCUCGUGGUGGGACUUGUGGGGUUGGAGAUGUACAAGCUCAUUCAAGGCCACAAGAAACUCGAGACGUAUAAGAAUGGCUUUGUCAACCUUGCCUUGCCUUUCUUUGGUUUCUCUGAGCCCAUAGCAGCACCAAAGGCAAAGUACUAUGAUGAGGAGUUCACUCUGUGGGAUCGCUUUGAGAUUGAUAACAAGGAUGGAGAAAUGACUCUCAAGGAGUUCAUGGACUACUUCCAGAAAGAGCACAAGUUGGAGAUCAGUAUGUUGUCACAGGGAGUGUGUAUGCUGUAUUCUUUCUUCAUGUCGAAAGAUAAGCUAAAGGAGCGAUUAGACUUGCCAAUGUCAGAAGUCGUAAAGAGAGUCUCAAAGAAGAAGAUUCCGCCGCAUGUGCGAGCACUCGUGUUCGAGUUAUGCUGUAACGAUACGGAGGGAGAGGAUAUCGAGGUGCCCUAUGUCAAGUACAAUCUACCUUAACUAUGAAAAUAGAGACGCUUCAAAGACGUUCACUUGUUACUCAAGAUGGAAAUAUUCGAUUUCGACAAUAGGACUUGGAGACAUGAAAUCCUGGAAUAAGGAGUGAUGAGUUCAUAUAUCACCGUCAACUAAUCCAUGCUAUCUAUGGGAAAGACUUUAGGGCUGGUUCCAGAAUAUGCCCAGAUGAACAAAACGAUUUGCAUUCAUUUGAAUGUACCAUUGUAGCCUUGUAUACUGACAUAGACAUUUCCCUUGGACAUGCUUGGAAAAGAUGUUGGCUCACUCCACAUGCACAGCAUAGAAGAGUGUCAUAUAGAGACACGGCUGUUCUGUUGAAAAGAACAACUUGUGUGUCUUGAAUCGGAAUGCUCUCAUGAUGAAUUUGGUUGUUUUUUGAGUUUGAAAACAAUGAGGCUAUAAAUAUGAGAGCAUUACUGGGGAGAGAUAAUCACAGUAUUUAUUGAUCAUGUUAAUCUUCUUACUUUGUAUAAUAUAUGUUCGCAUCGUGCUUUGUUGAUGUGCUAAAGAGUGGUUCUUGGAAAUUGGUACUGAUGUCUUCACUUGUCACAAGAAGCAACUAUCUCAAUUAUUUGUUAAAAAUACACAUUCUUUUUUACUGGUGAACAAUAUUCCUUCAUAGCCAAUUUUCAAGAAAUCUGAAUUGCUUGUGUUAAAGUUGUUGAAUUGGUUAAAAGAGCUUGGAACACUGUAGUAGUCUGGGUAUACAUGCACCAGUAUCAUCAAACCUCUGUACAUGUAGCUCAAUCAUAAUCUGAUGUUUAGCUGCACUCGUGUCUUAUUGGGAGUCCCUGCUUUCUUUGACAAAAGGAGGCUUGGUCACCUCCUCCAGUGAUUUGUUGGCUGGAGUGGGUCAGAUGAGCAAAACCGACCUCUUCGACUGCUUACAAUUGUAAACGUUUGCAGAUUUUUUUCUGAAGUUAGAUGUGCUACCAUUUUGUGAGGGAAUAAUAUAUCUGGCAGAAUGUGCUUAUUUAUUGCAAGCAAAUUUAUUAGAUGACAUGACAUUCUGGUGACCACUGUUCUGAUUUACCUACUUAGAUUUUCUCAAAAUCUGGCCUUGAUUGUGAAUCUGCCUUGCUUCAGAAAUCUUAAAACAAUUAAGUGGCUUGAAAAUGUCUAAGGUUACCUUAAUGCUAUGACCUGAUAAAGAUGUUGCUGACUAGAUUAAUCAAAUCAUGCAGCUCAGAAUAAUGUUCAGCACUGUCCGUAUCUAUUUUGAUCUACAGAACCUGCAGUGAGGCUGGCAUUUCUUCGUGUCAAGUCGAUGUAACAUGUUCAUGUUGUUCGGUUCUCCCAAUAAAACUUAGUUGCUGUAA
Messenger RNA from Lineus longissimus, 4702 nucleotides. Its product is annotated as ubiquitin-like modifier-activating enzyme 1. Bases 198 to 3365 code for a protein of 1055 amino acids. The transcript is spliced from 22 exons. Gene Ontology annotation, cellular component: nucleus; cytoplasm. Gene Ontology annotation, molecular function: ubiquitin activating enzyme activity. Gene Ontology annotation, biological process: DNA damage response; protein ubiquitination; ubiquitin-dependent protein catabolic process. The record is from RefSeq and is a predicted model, not a curated record. Lineage: Eukaryota; Metazoa; Nemertea; Pilidiophora; Heteronemertea; Lineidae.